AUGUUUAAGAUACCCUUGAGCCUCGAUAUAAAUGAAACCCCAGUUUGUGCCGUAUCGCGAAAUAGUGAAAAGGCGAAAAUUCUUGCAGAGCGCAGCCUAAUCGUUUGGGAUGAGUGUACGAUGGCGCACAAGAAGGCCGUGGAAGCAGUCAAUCGCACUCUCCAAGACAUCCGACGAAACGAUCACAUCAUGGGAAGAAUAACUGUUUUAUUUUGUGGGGAUUUCCGUCAGACUCUACCCGUUAUAACCCGCGGAACUAGAGCUGAUGAGGUGAACGCAUGCCUCAAAUGCUCCGUACUCUGGCCACGGGUGCAGAAAUUGAGUCUGACGCGCAACAUGAGAGCACACUUAGGCGACAACCCCCAUGCCCAAGAAUUUUCGGACGCUUUGCUAAAAAUCGGCGAAGGUUCAUUUCCCUAA
Messenger RNA from Rhagoletis pomonella (apple maggot), 420 nucleotides. RefSeq lists its product as uncharacterized. Bases 1 to 420 code for a protein of 139 amino acids. The record is from RefSeq and is a predicted model, not a curated record. NCBI's taxonomy places the organism in Eukaryota, Metazoa, Arthropoda, Insecta, Diptera, Tephritidae. Gene Ontology annotation, biological process: telomere maintenance; DNA repair. The transcript has a single exon. Gene Ontology annotation, molecular function: DNA helicase activity.